This is a messenger RNA of Aspergillus pseudoviridinutans, 759 nucleotides long. RefSeq lists its product as uncharacterized. Lineage: Eukaryota; Fungi; Ascomycota; Eurotiomycetes; Eurotiales; Aspergillaceae. The transcript is spliced from 3 exons. The record is from RefSeq and is a predicted model, not a curated record. Bases 1 to 759 code for a protein of 252 amino acids.
AUGGCGCAUUGGAAUCGAUGCUCUCUAGUGACCAGUCUUGGCCGAUAUCAAUGCCAGUGGCGAUAUUACCAAUCGACCGAUGGCUUUCCGCGAGCUUCUUUGGACCUAGUUCUUGCUCGGGAGGUCGAUAGUGAACAGAGUGGGGAGUCUUGUGUUGGGAUUGCAGGCACGGUGACCCUGGACCAGCCUCUACCGGUCCUAAAAUAUGUUCAAGAGCAAUUGGUAUUGGCCAGACGUCCUCCAGAGUCGAUUCUCCUGAAACUCAUUCUCCCAUGCGUUCCGGGAUAUGUGGUCAAAUCCGACCUUCCGACACAGCGGCUGGAGUGUGUUGGAAGCUAUGUGAGUAAGGUCAGGAUGGGGGAUGGCGCGUCACCACCAGUCGGGGUACUAUACAUGCACGCCGACGCUUUGGCACCCGAGUACGCUCGUGCGAUUGUACCAUGUAAAGGGAUCUGCUGCCAUGUAGCCGCUCCUCAGGAUGAGGCUCUCCGGAAGCUACCUGGGACGUAUUGCAUUCGACUGCAUGCCGGUGCAGUGGUGUACUUGAUUGACCGGGGGCAAGGAUCAAUCAUCGUCGGAGGGGCCCAGCAUACAUUCAAGGCGCCACGGGAGCAGUGGUACAAUAACCUAGAUGAUGCCAGCCUGAUCGAGAAUGCGGAAGGAUUCUUCGAUGGAUUCAUGCAGCGCACGUUUCUCGACUGGCAGGAUAGCCAUCCAUCUAUCAAGCAUAUCUGGACGGGAGGUGAAUACAUCCCCUGA